AUGAUUGUUACUGUUUGGUUCAAGAAUCGGAGGGCGAAAUGGAGAAAAAGGGAGCGCAACCAGCAAAUGGAUUUGUGUAAGAACAGUUACCUGCCCCAGUUCAGCGGACUAAUGCAGCCGUAUGAUGAAGUCUACCCCGCGUACACCUACAACAACUGGACCAACAAAGGCCUGGCCCCAACCCCGCUGUCCACCAAGAACUUCACCUUCUUUAAUUCCAUGAGUCCCCUCACGUCCCAGUCCAUGUUCUCAGCCCCGACCUCGAUCUCCUCCAUGAGCAUGGCGUCUGGGAUGGGACACUCCGCCGUGCCUGGCAUGCCGACCACCGGCCUGAGCAACAUCGGUAACCUGAACGGUAUCGGGAGCUCCGCGAUCAAUCCGGCCAUGAGCUCGUCAGCGUGCCCCUACGGGCCUCCGGGAUCUCCUUACAGCGUCUACAGGGACACUUGCAACUCCUUAAGACUGAAAUCCAAGCAGCAUCCAUCUUUCGGAUAUAGCGGGUUGCAGAGUCCCGGCUCUAGUCUAAACGCGUGCCAGUACAACAGCUGACGAGCUAACCUCCGGUGAACGGACACCGGGAGAAAUAACAACCGUACUGGAUUUGCAGUGGAAUAUGCGGAUCGUCUGUGCUUACCUAAACUUGCACAACAGUUUAAAUCCAUUGUUUGGAUUUCAACGUUUUGAAGACAAGUUAAACUCAUACAUUGUACAUAAAUAUAAACGUGGAACAAAAUGUAAAAAUGAUGCAGUGCUCC
This is a messenger RNA of Sinocyclocheilus grahami, 755 nucleotides long. RefSeq names its product pituitary homeobox 1-like. Gene Ontology annotation, molecular function: DNA-binding transcription factor activity, RNA polymerase II-specific; RNA polymerase II cis-regulatory region sequence-specific DNA binding. The record is from RefSeq and is a predicted model, not a curated record. The transcript has 2 exons. Gene Ontology annotation, cellular component: nucleus. Gene Ontology annotation, biological process: regulation of transcription by RNA polymerase II; anatomical structure morphogenesis. NCBI's taxonomy places the organism in Eukaryota, Metazoa, Chordata, Actinopteri, Cypriniformes, Cyprinidae. The coding region runs from base 1 to 549 and encodes 182 amino acids.